GAAAAAGCUUAGGAAAAGAACAAAUAUACUUCUUUCACGCAAAACAUACAAACAAAUCAAGAAAAAAAAACAAUCAAACUAGAAAAAGAAAAUAAACUAAAUAAAGAACAGGAAGAGACUUUGAGCCUUUCACCCUCUCACCCCACACUCUUCACCCUUCACCCUAGGCAGGCAGGCAAGGCAAGUUAUCUCUUCCGCUGCCCGUACAAGCCCCUCUCCGCCCUCGCCCCGCCCAGCAGACCAUGACGCCCCUGCAGCAGGCCACGAUGCAGGCCACUCUGGUGCUGCUGCCACUCUUGUUAUGCCUCACAGCUGCACAGACGCCGCCAGAGGGCGAGGUGACCGAGGCGCCGUCCCCAGCAGUGUCCGUGGGGCCUUACUUCCUCUCCCCGGGCAGCAGGAACAUCACAGCCUCGGUGGGACAGACUGCCUACCUGCCCUGCCGCGUGGCCCAGCUCGACGACCACGUGCAACAAGUCUCCUGGAUCCGUAAGAGAGACCUUCACGUGAUGAGCUCCGGCGUGGUGGUGUUCGCUUCAGACCAGCGCUUCCAGGUGGUUCAUCCCGAGAAGUCAGAGAACUGGACGCUGCAGAUCAGGUUCGCGCAGGUGCGGGACUCUGGGGUGUACGAGUGCCAGGUGAACACGGAGCCCAAGAUGUCCCUCGCCUAUCACCUCGCUGUCGUGGAGUCGCGGGCCAGUCUGCUGGGGCCGGAGUACGUGCGUGCCGGCAGCACACUCAACCUCACCUGUAUCGUCACGCCGCCCGGCGCGCCAGGUCUGGUGUACUGGUACCACAACGGCGUCAUGCUGGACUACGAGGGCUCGGUGGCUAUCCUGACCCAGGAGGGUCCCGAGGGAACCCGCUCCUCCCUCACCAUCGCCCGGGCCGCCCCCGACCACUCCGGCAAUUACACCUGCUGACCCACGGCGGCGGGCCCCGCCUCGCUCUCCCUCACCGUGCUGCAAGGAGAGCACCCUGCGGCCAUGCAGACGGGCGGGGCGCGCGGGCGAGGUCCUACAGUGUGGCCCACGCUGCUGCCGCCGCUGGUGGUGGCGGUGAGCGGCGCGGCGCAGAUGAUGGGCUGGAGAGGACACCCACCACUGACC
Molecule: messenger RNA, 1109 nt
Organism: Portunus trituberculatus (swimming crab)
Lineage: Eukaryota; Metazoa; Arthropoda; Malacostraca; Decapoda; Portunidae
Product: zwei Ig domain protein zig-8-like
Exons: 7
Coding region: 243-923 (226 amino acids)
Biological process (GO): synapse organization
Cellular component (GO): neuron projection membrane
Source: RefSeq, a predicted model, not a curated record